GCCACGGACAAGCGAAAGCGGGAGGAUACGACGAGGCGGGCAGCGGCGGCCAACCACCACCGUGUCCUCCCCUCCCCUCGGUAGACGGUAGGUUGGCUGGCGGGCGAGGGAGGAGGAGGUUGAGCUGAGGCCUGAGCUGGGCUGUCUCUACCCUUCCUCCUCCGCGUCGUCGUCGCGCGCGCCCACGCAGCGUCCCUGACCAGCUGUACAUACACACGCGGAAAGGCACAGCGCUGCCGCCGCUGCACAGCUGGGCGAGGCCGGCCGUCGCGGAGCUCGGAGACCCAGCCCUCCUUUAAUUAGGGUGGGCGCCGAGCCGAGCCCGGGCAUAAAGACGGCCCCCCGGCCGGCCGCGACCCCUGCCCUGCCCCCGGACACCGUCCUCUGCCCUCCGCUCCGUCGCUCCGUCGCCCCCUCCGUCCCGCCGCCGCGGUCUCUCUCUUCCCUCUUGCGAGAGGGGGAAGGGAGAGGGGGCAGGGAGGCGGAGGACGAGGACGAGGACGGGGAGGGGGGAGGAAGAACAAGCAGCAGCAGGGCCCGGCCGCGAUCCGUCGUCCUCGCCGCUCACGCUCUCCGGCCGACCAAAUCCUUCUCCAGGCGCCACACCGACGACGAAAUGGCCGCUGCCGGGCACGCCGUCGUGCCCAAGUUCGGAUCCUGGGACGCCGAGAACAUCGGCUACACCGUCUUCUUCGAGAAGGUGCGCGACAACAAGCCCGCGCCACCCAAGCCGCCCGCCGCCGCCGCCAGCGACGACUUCGACCCGUACGAGCACUACGAGAACCUCAGCAGGAAGGUGCCGUCGCGCCCGCCGAGCUCGCACGGCCACGCGUCGGCGCCCGCCCCAAAGGCGCCCGCGGCCGGCGGCGGCUACGUCUUCGACCCCUACGACGACCAUUACGACAGCAGGAAGGUGCCGUCGCGCCCGCCGAGCGCGCACGGCCAUGGCCACGCGCCGGCGCCCGCUCCAAAGGCUCCCAGCGGCGGAGGGUACGACUUGGACCCGUACGAGCACUACGAGAGCCGCAGCAGCCGGAACGUGCCCUCCCGGCCGCCGAGCUCGCACGGCCACGCGCCGGCCGGCUACGACUACUACGACUCCUACGAGCACUACGACAAUCUCAGCAGCAGGAACGUGCCGUCCCGGCCGCCGAGCUCCCACGGGCACGCGCCGCCGCCGCACCACCACCGCCCGCCGCCGCCGCCGCCGCAGCAGCAGCAGCACCAGCACUCCGGCGGCCACGGGUAUCACCACCGGCGGACCGGGAGCAACGGCAGCAACGCGGCGUCCGAGGCCAGCAGCCGCGGCAGCAAGUUCUCGCCGCCCAGGCCGUACCAGCCCCGGUACAGCAGCAACAGCAACAGCUACCCGGCGCAGCCGCAAUCCGGCGGUCACGGCGCCGCCCACGCCGCCCAGUACCACCAGCAGCAGCAGCAGCAGCAGCACGGCGCGCCGAGGGCGGCGUCGCCCACGCCGUCGCCGCCGCGGCAGCACCAGCCCCCGCCCCCGCGGCGGCCCAAGCCGUCGGCGGUGCCCCGGUUCGGCGUGUGGGACGAGCAGAACGCGGCGAUGGCGGCGCAGGGGUUCACGGUGCAGUUCGAGAAGGUGAAGCGGCACCGGGAGGAGGCCAGGACGGCCCCCGCUCCGCCGGCGCCGCGACCGCAGCUGCAGGCGCUGGCUCCCGACCACACCGCGGCGGCGGCGGGGGCGCGGCGGCACGCGAAGAGGAAGCCCAAGAGGUCCUUCAUGUCCAGGAUGUACAGGUGCCUGUUCCCAAGGGUCAGGGAGUGUGAGUGAGUGAUCCAGUGAGGCCGCAGCUCGGUAAAUUACCACCAAACCAUCAACUGUACACGUUUUCUUCCACGCAGACUACUGUACUGUUCUAGAGCUACUUGAAAAUUUGUUUGUUCUUUGGUCAUUACCUCUGUAUACUGGUAUGUAUAAACUCCCAGCACAUUAUUAGUCAAAGUGCAUGAAAGAUCAUGUUGGAGUACACGUAUUAUUUA
Messenger RNA from Panicum virgatum (switchgrass), 2007 nucleotides. Its product is annotated as formin-like protein 20. The record is from RefSeq and is a predicted model, not a curated record. Bases 617 to 1798 code for a protein of 393 amino acids. The transcript has 2 exons. NCBI's taxonomy places the organism in Eukaryota, Viridiplantae, Streptophyta, Magnoliopsida, Poales, Poaceae.